Molecule: messenger RNA, 6348 nt
Organism: Ctenopharyngodon idella (grass carp)
Lineage: Eukaryota; Metazoa; Chordata; Actinopteri; Cypriniformes; Xenocyprididae
Gene: grk6
Product: G protein-coupled receptor kinase 6
Exons: 16
Coding region: 181-1908 (575 amino acids)
Biological process (GO): protein phosphorylation; signal transduction; regulation of signal transduction
Cellular component (GO): plasma membrane; cytoplasm
Molecular function (GO): ATP binding; G protein-coupled receptor kinase activity
Source: RefSeq, a predicted model, not a curated record
UCUGGGCGGGGAAUCAGAGGAGCGAAACGGCAGAGCUGAGAGUCAUUCAGGGUUAAUAAUAUUCCGCCGUGGGGGGGAGCGGGGGAGGACACACAUACACAUACACACACACACACACACAUACACUGCCAACCCGGCGACGAGGUUGGGCCUGCGGUGCCUGCCUGCAACCCAGGAAACAUGGAGCUCGAGAAUAUCGUGGCCAACACUGUUCUGUUGAAGGCGAGAGAAGGAGGGGGUGGGAACAGAAAAGGCAAGAGCAAGAAAUGGAAACAGAUGCUUCAGUUCCCUCAUAUAAGCCUGUGCGAGGAGUUACGUCAGACUAUAGAGAAAGACUACAACAGCCUUUGUGAGAGGCAGCCAAUCGGACGCUUGCUAUUCCGUCAGUUCUGUGACACCAGGCCGGAGUUGAGGCGCUGUGUCAAAUUCUUGGAUGUUGUGGCGGAGUAUGAAGUAACGCCAGACGAGAAGAGGAAGGAAUGUGGACAGGAACUCCUAGACAAGUACCUCAACCCAAAGUCAGAGGACUACGUCCCUGAGGUAACAGAGGAGAUGGUGACUAAGUGUGCAGAACGCUUGCAACAGGAGGCAUGUAAAGAGCUCUUCAUGGAGUGUACCAAACUGAUCCAUGACUACCUGAGCGUGGCCCCCUUCGCAGACUACCUCGAUAGCAUGUACUACAGUCGCUUCUUACAGUGGAAAUGGCUUGAGAGACAGCCAAUCACAAAAAACACAUUCCGUCAGUAUAGGGUUUUGGGAAAGGGAGGCUUUGGUGAGGUCUGUGCAUGCCAGGUGCGGGCCACAGGGAAGAUGUAUGCCUGCAAAAAGCUGGAGAAGAAACGCAUCAAAAAGAGGAAAGGAGAGUCCAUGGCCCUGAACGAGAAGCAGAUUCUUGAGAAAGUCAACAGUCGGUUUGUUGUGAGUCUCGCGUAUGCGUAUGAGACAAAAGACGCCCUGUGUUUGGUGCUUACGCUGAUGAACGGAGGGGACCUGAAGUUCCACAUCUACCACAUGGGAGAAGCAGGUUUUGACGAGAAGAGAGCUGUGUUUUAUGCUGCUGAGAUCUGCUGCGGGUUAGAAGACCUCCAUCGGGAGAGGAUAGUAUACAGGGAUUUGAAGCCAGAAAAUAUACUGUUGGAUGAUCAUGGUCAUAUACGUAUAUCAGACCUGGGCCUGGCUGUGCAUGUACCAGAUGGUCAGACAAUCAAAGGCCGGGUGGGCACUGUGGGGUACAUGGCCCCAGAGGUGGUGAAGAACGAGCGUUACACAUUCAGUCCAGACUGGUGGGCUCUCGGCUGUCUCCUCUACGAGAUGAUUGAGGGCCAGUCACCCUUUCAGCAACGCAAGAAAAAAAUCAAGCGAGAGGAAGUGGAGCGGCUAGUCAAAGAGGUGGAGGAAGAAUAUUCCAGCAAGUUCUCAGAGGAUGCCAAAUCACUCUGUAAAAUGCUGCUAGCCAAAGACCCUUGUGAGAGGCUUGGCUGUCAGGGGGGCGGAGCCUCAGAGGUGAAAGCCCACCCUAUUUUCCGUUCCAUCAACUUCAAGCGGCUUGCAGCAGGCAUGCUCGAAGCGCCCUUUAUUCCAGAUCCUCAGGCCAUCUACUGUAAGGAUGUGUUGGACAUCGAGCAGUUCUCCACAGUGAAGGGGGUGGAGCUGGAGCCCAAAGACGACUCCUUCUACAGCAAAGUAUCCACUGGAUGUGUUCCCAUCCCCUGGCAAAAUGAGAUGAUAGAGACUGAGUGCUUUAAAGAACUCAACAUCUUGAACUUGGAUGGCACUGUGCCCCCUGACCUGGACUGGAGAGGUCAACCCUCACCCCCACCCAAACAGGGCUUACUGCAGAGACUCUUCGGCCGGCAGGACUGCUGUGGAAAUUGCAGCGACAGUGAGGAGGAGCCCACACGGCUGUGAAGGCGUGGCCUGCCUGGGGCUCCUCCCCUACACCACUGAGGAUCUCAUUUGUUUACAGUUUUUGCACAUUUGUAUUUUUAAGAUAGCUCUAUAUAAACAUUGGAAUGUAUAUUUUCACUCUAUAGCCAUGCAGUGUAUCUUAUUUAAAGUCAUCGAAAUGAAAAGGACAGAAAAAAGGGUCCCAAUUAUGUCCUUUAUCAUGUGUGAAGUAUGGCAAGGGCAAAUCGUUCAACACUGCUCAAGUCUCAAACCCGGUUGACCCAACCGAUCUUGUACAUUUCGUAGGUAUGUCUCGCAGCCUCUUUGCGCUUUUCUUUUCUUUUUUCUGUUCUUGUACGAUUUCACACAUGUACAGUAUGCACUCUAAAUAUUUGUUUUAGAUGUGGGGAGCAAAGGAAAUUUGCUUUUGCAGAUAUUUUUAUAUUUAUAUUUUGAAUUUUAUUUUCUUAUGGUAAUCUCGACAAUCAAAUGACACCAUUUGUAUAAAACAGUGAUAAAUGUGCAUUAAUGGAUUUAAAAAAAGCAAAAACAGGAAAGGACUAUAAAACAGAGGGAAAUGUUAAAAUCAUAAAUUCGCUACCAGAAGUCUCAAAUAUAUUAUCUAAGGUUACUAUAGCUAGAGAUACCUAGUAAACCAAAUAGGCAUGACUAAAGUGCAUAAACGUACAAUUACAACUGCAAACAGUUGUACCAUGUUGUAAAUAUGCGACACUCAUCUGUAAAGUCUUCAGUGCGUCUUCCUGCUAAUUCUUCUCUAGAUAUUUGGGAAGAAUAUCCUGGUUAUAGUCGUGUGUGGCCCAUAAGUUACAUACUGAGUCAAACCAUGAGGCAUUAUUUUCCAUUUUACAGUAUAUUUCACAACAUGACUGGUAAUAACGACAUUGUAAUUUGUCAAAUUCCAGCUCUGAAGACUGAAAGACUUUAAUACUCAAACAAUGCUCAGCAAUUGAUCAUUGAUUAACAGUUCUUCAUGCUAAUAGACAUUAUUAAUGUUAUUUAAUGUUUUUAUAAGUAGAUAUGCGCAAUUUUAUGGGCUGCAAACAAUUUAAUUGCUGCUUUUUUACAUGUAGGUCAAACUAAAAUUCAUUUGCCAAAAAGAAAUGUUUUGUUUUGUGUUACGUAUCCCCUGCAAUCACAAUAAGCUCUUUAUGUUUUCAGUUGCUCAGAAAUAUGAUGUCUUGGGAACUUUGUUGUAAAUUUGAUCUCUUGAUGCACUUAAGACCAAACAAGUUAAAUUUUUGUCCUCCAUCUUCAUAGAAGGUGCCUUUUGAAGUUUUAAGGUACUCUUGUCAUUAGGGUUUUUUAUUCAGAUAUCUCCAUGAUAUUUUUGAGUUGGCUUAGAAUUUUGUGCGCACACUUUCUCUUUUCUUUGCUGUUGUUUUACCUCAAAUAUUACUGUGCCCUGUGGAUGUUCAUACUUUUUCUAAACCUUGUGAAUUCUUAUUUUGUACAUCGUAGAAUCUCGCAAAAGGCUUUGGGACUUUGUAUUGAAGCCUAGCUGAACGCGUAACAUCGGUGACAUACCAACUCAAGGGUCUGUAAUACAUAAAAUACUUGGAGGAAGUCUUUGGAAGUGCCGUCAGCUGAUGACACCGUCAGCUGAUGGUCCUUGAAAGUCGACACAUUUCUCAUUCACCUGCAGUUUACGUUAAUUCUCUUGGAUAAACUCAAAUACAUUCCAGUCUCUACCGUACUGUACAGUUGUAAAAUUUAUUCAGUUUUUUUGUUUGUUUGUUUAUUUAGCAAUAAUGGAUUUGAUAAGUAUAACUAUUAUGUAAAUGUGUAUAAAAUGACAACAUUUCAAAUCUAGAGCGAGACGAAACUUAGUUUGACUCAAUGUUUUCCUGAGCCAGGCUUUUAACACUGUGAAGUGAUCAUUUCUGUCACAGUUGUACUUUUUUUUUUCUUUUGUGCAGUGCACUGAUAUUUUUUUUCUUUUUGUUUGCGAAUUUAUAACUGUGUAUGUAUGUAUGUACGCGUGCCUAAAUGCUGUAUGUCUGAGUGUAUGUGCGCUUUUACCUGCACUGCAUGUGCCCAUAUUCUUUAUCAUAACCACUAGUAGAUGCCAUUUUUUGCCCUAAAUGAGUGAAAUGUUACAUUUUAGGGAAGCUUUCAGUGUUUUUCUUUUCCAAGAGAGAACUUCAGGUUCACUGAUAAUAAUGUUGUCUAUUAUUAGUAAUACCAAUCCUUUCAAUAUUAUAGAUUUCAUGUUUACCUCAAGGCAGAGCGAAACUCAAAAUUUCAUACAGAACAAGACUUGUACUGAGAAAUAGACAUGCCAGUGCUUUGGAAGUCAGUGUCAAAAUGGAAAUGGCAUACUUCCAGCCACAUUUGUCAGUGUUAUUAAUCUAUUCAUUUCAGUUGUAAACAAUAAAAACAGACCCCGUGAUAUGAACUCUGUCAUACUAGUAUUUUUGUUGUUUUGAAGAGUGAGAUUAUUCCUACAUCUUAUAAGCCUCAAAGUGUAUGGUGCCAUUUUAAGCAUCAUUUUCCAUUAGCAAACAUGCCAUUGAGGGCUAUAGAAUCAAAUUUUACAUUUUAAUAACUGUAUAAUGUGCUAAUAUGAGUAAAGUAGGGUAUAUAACUAGAGGAUUUGGCUAUUCUAAUUUUAAAAGGUGGUUAAAUUUGUCAAAGUGCCAUUGUUAUAUUCUCUCACUAUUGAAAUUGUCAAGUUUUGCUGAUAGUGACUCAAUUUUGUUAAAACAGAUUUUAACAUAUCUGUAUUAUUUUGAAGCAUCACUUUUUCUUUUGCCUAAUAUGUAUGUAGAAGUCCAUAGCCCUUUCAUUUAAAGGGUUAGUUAAAAAAAAAAAAAUGAAAGAAAUUGUCAUCAUUUACUCACUCUCAUCUUUUGUUCAUCUUCGGAACACAAAUGAAGAUCUUUGUGAUGAAAUCUGAGAGCUAUGCAACUACCACUUUGACACUUCAAAACAGGUCAUAAAGAGAUUGUAGAACUAAUCCAUAUUAAUCAAGCGGUUUAGUCCAAGAUUUCUGAAGAGACACAAUCGCCUUAUAUGAUGAACAAGAUUGAAUUUAUGUUUUUAUUCACAUAUAAACAUUGAUCAGCGAACAUAAAAAAAAGUUCAGCUGUACUUGCUUGACGCAAGAGAAUGAACCUCGUUGGUUCUUUCGGAAGCUCAAGCAUGCUGCGCAACACACCUCAUUGGUUCUUGCACAUCAAGCAAACAUGCUUGAGCUUCCGUUUACCACAACUGAUGUGUGAGUUGCCUAAAGCCUAAAUUCAAUCUGUUCAUCAUAUAAAGAGAUCUGGGUCCUCAUUUAUAAAAUGUUGUGCAGAAACACUUAAUUUCUCAGAUGUGCGUACCUGUGAUUCAUAGAAUGAACGUACACACAGAAAACAAGUAUACGCAACUCUUUCAAGUGCAAAAUCUAUAAAUCGCAAAUGAUCUCUAACUUGCGCACAGCUGAAUGGUUUCAGUUCUCUGCAUUAUAAAAGAUACCUAAUUAAUGUCAUUUACAUAUAAAAGAUCACCAGUCAUCAUCCAAAUCCUUUAAUUUGGAAUGGUGAGCUGCAAGAAUAGCUUAGAUUUCCAAAAACCUACAGUAAUCUGACAAGGAAAAGUGCAUACGUCUGCUCAGACCCUGACGUGGCACUAAGCACUUUUCCACGUCAAAGACCGUUUUUAUAAAUAUGAGCGUUGUAAAUGACAUUAUAAAUGAGGCCCCGAGUUUCUUCAGAAAAUUUGGACUAAACCACUCAAUUCAUAUGGAUUAGUUUUAUGAUCUCUUUAUGAACUUUAUCAAAGUGGUAGUUGGACUGUCAGUGGAGGGACAGAAAUCUCUCAGAUUUCAAUAAAAUAUCUUCAUUUCAUUAAAAGAUGAAUGAAAGUCUUGCUGGUUUGGAAUGACAUGAGGGUGAGUAAACAAUGAAAGAAUUGUCAUUUUUGGGUGAACUAACCCUUUAAGGCCAGAAGAAUGUGUUUGGUUGUCUUGUACCUGUUUAUCCCUGUUCUUGAAGCCUUAUUUGUAUGUUCCUGGAUUGCACAUUGAAAACUAAUUUUUUGCUGAACUCAAUAGUUAAUUCUCACUCAGGUUACUGCCAUUGUUAUGUAUGUUUUUAUUUGCUUAAUAUAUGUACAUGGCCUUACUGAUAAAAUAAUGUCAAGUUACUGGAUUAUAUUUGUCCAAGUUGCAUAAAAAACAUGCCAUUGGGAACGCUGUUUAUAGACUUUGAUGUAAAGUUUGAUUGUGAUGGUGAUGAUGAUGACAUUGAAGGAAUUUGUUUAGUAAAUGUUCUUUCUUGUCAAAGCACUGAUGCUCAUUUUCCCUGUUUAGUUUCUGCUGUCUGUCUCUGGCCUGUGAAGCCUGUACAUUACGCAUGGCCUCUCAUGCAGGUCUUCUGUGUAACAAACUAAAUUUUGUUUCUUGUUUUCCUUUUUUUCUGCAUUAGUAUUCAACUUCAAUAAAUUUUUAUUUGGUUA